AUGUCUCUGAAGAUCUGGCUGCGUGCUGAGACCAAGCCCGCUGAGGCGCGGUCUGCUUUGACCCCUACUACUUGCAAGGCAUUGAUUGAUGCUGGUUACGAUGUGACCGUUGAGCGCUCUACUCAGCGCAUUUUCGAUGAUGAGGAAUUCGCCAAGAUUGGUGCGCCUCUCGUUGAGGAGGGUUCCUGGGUGAAGGAUGCUCCCAAGGACGCCGUUGUUCUGGGUCUUAAGGAACUGCCCGAGGACGACUUCCCCUUGGAGCACGUCCACGUCACUUUCGCCCACUGCUACAAGCACCAGGGUGGCUGGGAGAGUGUUCUCAGCCGCUGGCCCCGUGGUAAGGGUCUCCUGCUGGAUCUGGAGUUCCUUACCGAUGAGGUUGGCCGUCGUGUUGCUGCUUUUGGUUUCUCUGCUGGUUACGCUGGUUCCGCAUUGGCUGUCAAGAACUGGGCUUGGCAAUUGGCUCACCCCAACGGCGAGUCUCUUCCUGGUGAGGUUCCCUAUGCCAACCAGGACCUUUUGAUUGAGUCAGUUAAGGAGAGCGUCGAGGCUGGUAAGAAGAUUGCGGGCAAGUAUCCUACCAUUCUCGUCAUUGGCGCUCUUGGCCGUUGCGGCAAGGGUGCCGUUCAGCUGGCCAAGGAUGUCGGUAUUCCCCAGUCCAACAUUAUUGAGUGGGAUAUGGCCGAGACCAAGAAGGGUGGUCCCUUCGAGGAGAUCGUCACCAGUGACAUCUUCAUCAACUGCAUUUACCUGAGCGCCAAGAUUCCUGCUUUCGUCAACGUUGAGUCCCUUUCUACACCCAAGCGUAACCUCUCCGUUAUCUGCGACGUCAGCGCCGACACCACCAACCCCUUCAACCCAGUUCCCGUUUACGACAUCACCACUACAUUCGACAAGCCCACUGUUCCUGUGACCCUGCCUGCUGGCAACCAGGGUCCCGUCUUGAGCGUUAUCAGCAUUGACCACUUGCCCUCCCUCCUUCCCCGUGAGAGCUCUGAGCAAUUCAGCCAGGCUCUCAUGCCCAGCCUUCUGCAGCUUAAGGACCGACAGACUGCCCGUGUAUGGAAGCAAGCCGAGGAUUUGUUCAACGAGAAGGUUGCUACUCUGCCUGAGUCAUUUCGCGCUUAA
This is a messenger RNA of Penicillium malachiteum, 1128 nucleotides long. RefSeq names its product saccharopine dehydrogenase (NAD+, L-lysine-forming) (gene lys1). Gene Ontology annotation, molecular function: saccharopine dehydrogenase (NAD+, L-lysine-forming) activity. The transcript is spliced from 6 exons. The coding region runs from base 1 to 1128 and encodes 375 amino acids. Gene Ontology annotation, cellular component: cytoplasm. NCBI's taxonomy places the organism in Eukaryota, Fungi, Ascomycota, Eurotiomycetes, Eurotiales, Aspergillaceae. The record is from RefSeq and is a predicted model, not a curated record.